This is a messenger RNA of Pyricularia pennisetigena, 2790 nucleotides long. RefSeq lists its product as uncharacterized. Gene Ontology annotation, biological process: transmembrane transport. The coding region runs from base 1 to 2790 and encodes 929 amino acids. The transcript has 2 exons. Gene Ontology annotation, molecular function: oligopeptide transmembrane transporter activity. NCBI's taxonomy places the organism in Eukaryota, Fungi, Ascomycota, Sordariomycetes, Magnaporthales, Pyriculariaceae. The record is from RefSeq and is a predicted model, not a curated record.
AUGUCCGUCAUGUCUCCCGGCAGCGCUACCUCUGACCUGGACAGGGUGGAUAGUUCGCCCAGCCCAGCUGUCUCGGACGACGAGAAGCGGAAUCCACGGAACGACGAUGUUUCUCCCCACCGCAAAGAUACCAGCGUGGUUGGGCACAAUGAGAAGGACCGCGACAUAGACGCCAAAGCUGUGCCUGUUUUCCCACCUGCAGACUGGGUUGAGCGUCUCAAGGCCGAGUACACCGGUCGCCACGAUGCUGGGACCGAGACGCUGCCACCCGGUUGCGAUCCCGAUCGCAUGGCUGCCGCUGUCCUGACACUGAACGAGGAAGAAGCAGUGCAGGUGCUCAAGAAAUUGCUCGAGAGCCAGAAAGAGGAUUUCACCAUCGACCAAGUCGUGAUGGCCCGGAUACGAGAACUCGUCCGAGGCCACGAGCACUGCGAGAUGACACAUGGCGACUGGGCCUAUGAGGUCUGCAAAAGAGCCGGUCUGUACCACAACUGGUCCCCUUAUGCAGAGGUUAGGGCUGUGACAUUACCAUAUGACGACGUGGAGGAGGCUUGUGAAAGCUUCAGGGCCUACCUCUUGGGUUACUUCUGGAUUUGCGUCUGCACAGCCAUCAACAGCUUUUUCGCUCCCCGUCAACCCGGCAUCUCCAUUCCUGGAUCGGUGAUUCAGCUCAUCCUUGUCCCCAUGGGGAGAGCAAUGGCAUACAUUCUCCCCGACUGGGGCUUCAGGUGGCGUGGAACACGAUACACCCUGAACCCGGGUCCCUGGACAGCCAAGGAACAGCUCUUCACGACCAUCAUCUUCAACGGCGCAUCGGGUAUUGGCAACAUGACAGGCCUGCUUGUGAUGCGUCUCCCAGUAUUCUUCAACCAGAGGUGGGCGACCUACGGAUUCAACAUCAUGCUGGCCUUGUCCAACCAGGUAUUCGGCCUUGGCAUGGCUGGUAUCUUGCGUCGUCUUAGUGUCUACCCCAUCGAGGCGGUGUGGCCCAGUACUCUACCCGUUCUCGCUCUGAACCGUACCCUGAUGAAUGCCGAUAGCAAGACGGAGAAGAUCAACGGCUGGACUAUGACUCGGUAUAGAAUGUUCCUUUGGUCAGGCCUCUUCUUCCUGGUAUACUACUGGAUUCCCAACCGUUUCUGGGAGGGCCUCCGCCUAUUUAACUGGCUGACGUGGAUUGAUCCCAACAACUUCAAUCUCGCUGCCAUCACCGGCUCAUACGGCGGCAUGGGCUACAACCCAUUCUCCAGCUUUGACCCUAACAUAUCUGGGUCCGGGACAAUGAACGCCCCCUUUUUUGCACAGCUACAGCAGUUUGUCAUGAGAGCCCUUUCGGGGAUUAUCAUUCUCAUUAUGUACUACAAGAACGCUUUCUGGUCGGCGUUCUUGCCAAUCAACUCCAACUCGGCAUUCGACAACAAAGCCAAGCCUUACAACAUAUCCAUGGUCCUCAACAGCGAUGACACACUCAACAUGCAAAAAUACGAGACUUACGGCCCUCCGUAUUAUGCCAUCGCAAACCUGUUCAUCACCGGUGUCAACUUCAUCUACUACACCUUUUCAAUUGUCUACGUUUUCACCAAGUUCUGGAAGCCCAUCAAGAAAGCGUUUGUUGGCAUCGUCGUCAACACUGUCAAGCGCCGAAGUGUCUAUAGCGGCUUCGAGGACGGGCACACCCGCAUGAUGAGGGUGAACUACAAAGAAGUGCCCGAGUGGUGGUACGGACUACUCUUUACAUUUGGCUUCGUGAUUUCCAUCAUCAGCCUCGAAGCCUGGCCGACCGACACGCCGUGGUGGUCCAUGCUCGGCGUCACCGGAAUCGGUGCUCUGCUGACCAUUCCCUGGGUUGUCAUCGAGUCGAUCGCAAGCACUGGUAUUGCAGUCAACGUCAUCUGGCAGGUUCUGCCCGGUAUCUGGUUUCCGGGCCGGCCAAUGCCUCAGCUGAUCAUCCUGAUGCUGGGUGCCGCCUUCGAGAUCAUGGCGGGAGGCUUCUCACACGACCUCAAAUAUGCGCAUUACGCCAAAAUUCCUCCUCGCGCCGUCUUCCGCGGACAUGUCUCGUCCGUCAUGGUCAACUGCUUCAUUUACGUGGCCAUGAUUGAGGUCAUGAUGGCGUACGCCAAUUCGGACAACACUUUGUGCCAAUGGGAUAACAAGCAAGCCAUGGUGUGUCAGUAUGCAAACUCUGUGUACUCCUCAACCAUCUUUUACGGCAUUUUCGGCACCAACAACAUGUUCAAACUAUACCCGAUCCUCCCGUGGUGUUUCCUCAUCGGCGCCGUCCUGGGCGUCAUCUGGAUCAGUGGCGAGAAGCUUCUUCCCCGUUUGCGGCCGCACAUCAAGGCACGCCUCGGCAGCGAGCGUGGCUCAAAAUUUGACCGCUACAUUUGGGACCCCGCGGCGGCGACGCUGGCUUGCCUGAACCCGGCCAUUGCGCUCUCGGGUGCGUUGCAGUGGGCUGGCAAUAACAACCUCACCUACGCAACGCUCGGCAUAUACCUCGCAUGGUACUUUCAAUACUACCUCAAGCGGCGCUACACUGCGUGGUGGGGCAAGUACGCGUACCUUAUCUUCGCCGGUCUGGCGGUAGGUGUAGCCAUCUCUGGUCUGAUCGUGACGCUGGUCUUUUCGUUUGGGGCUGGCAAGGGCGUCGAAAUGAAGUGGUGGGGUAACGAGGUGGCCAAGGCUGGCGUCGACUUCAAGCUGUACACGAACGAGGCGCGUCUCAUGGAGGUUGGUGAGCGCGGUUACUUUGGGUUGGACCCGAAGGAUUUUCCAAAGGGAUGGUAG